Messenger RNA from Lingula anatina, 1677 nucleotides. RefSeq lists its product as uncharacterized. The record is from RefSeq and is a predicted model, not a curated record. NCBI's taxonomy places the organism in Eukaryota, Metazoa, Brachiopoda, Lingulata, Lingulida, Lingulidae.
AUGUCCUGGAAGUACCCUGUUGCUAAUUACAUCGAUGAAUGCGCCAUUCAACCAUGUAAAAACGGGGCCACGUGUUAUGAUGGUAAGAACUCCUACAUCUGUGCGUGUCCGCCUGGAUAUACUGGACAGACGUGUAACACUGACAUCGAUGAAUGCGCCAUUCAACCAUGUAAAAACGGGGCCACGUGUUAUGAUGGUAUGAACUCCUACAUCUGUGCGUGUCCGCCUGGAUAUACUGGACAGACGUGUAACACUGACAUCGAUGAAUGUGCCAGUCAACCAUGUAAAAACAGGACAACGUGUAAGGAUGGUCUGAACUCCUACAGCUGUGUAUGUCGGCCUGGAUAUACUGGGCAGACGUGUGGCAUAGAUAUCGAUGAAUGCGCCAGUCAACCAUGUAAAAACAGGACUACGUGUAAGGAUGGUGUGAACUCCUACAGCUGUGUAUGUCCACCUGGAUACACGGGACAAACGUGUGACAUAGACAUCGAUGAAUGCGCCAGUCACCCAUGUAAAAAAGGGGCCACGUGUUAUGAUGGUAUAAACUCCUACAUCUGUGCGUGUCCGCCUGGAUAUACUGGACAGACGUGUAACACUGACAUUGAUGAAUGUGCCAUUCAACCAUGUAAAAACGGGGCCACGUGUUAUGAUGGUAUGAACUCCUACAUCUGUGCGUGUCCGCCUGGAUAUACUGGACAGACGUGUAACACUGACAUCGAUGAAUGUGCCAGUCAACCAUGUAAAAACAGGACAACGUGUAAGGAUGGUCUGAACUCCUACAGCUGUGUAUGUCCGCCUGGAUAUACUGGGCAGACGUGUGGCAUAGAUAUCGAUGAAUGCGCCACUCGACCCUGUAAAAACAGGACUACGUGUAAGGAUGGUGUGAACUCCUACAGCUGUGUAUGUCCACCUGGAUAUACGGGACAGACGUGUGCAACAGCACCCGUAUUCAAAGCAAAUUUCACCACUCUUGGCGCUGAAGGAAGACUUGGUCCCACCUCUGUAGGCAGUCACUAUGAUGGUCAAUCCCAUGAGGGACUGGUGAACGUCACUCAAGGAAUACAGUACUUUACUGUCCCAUACUCAGGGACAUAUAGGAUAGAGGCAGCAGGUGCUGCGGGAGGAUGUGACACACUAGACUCCCCGAGGGGUUGUUUCCUGCGAUCAAAGGGGGCGUAUGUUGCUGGGCUAUUUCAACUAUCUGCAGGAGAAACGCUACAUAUCUUAGUCGGCCAGAAGGGGAGAUAUAACAGUCAGUAUGGUGGAUCAGGAGGUGGGGGAGGCAGUUAUGUUGCCAGCUCCACCAACUCUCCACUCAUAGUGGCCGGCGGUGGCGGAGGUACAGACCACAUAAAAACCUAUCGUCCAGAAUGUGACGGCACCUCCAAUCCAGAGGGUGGUACUGCUUACGGUACUUCAUGGACAGGUGGACGUGAUGGUAACGGGGCACCAGGGUAUGACAGGGGAUGUGGAGGCGCAGGGUUCUACACAGAUGGUGGUAACAGCAACCAUCAUGAUUGCACGGGCGGCAAGUCAUUCCUCCACGGCGGAGAGGGGGGACUUGGAGUUAACUACAGACCUAGUUCAGAUGGCGGAUUCGGCGGCGGAGGUGGUUCUCAUGGCGCAGGCGGUGGAGGGGGAGGCGGGGGGUGGGUACUCAGGUGGGGCUGGAGGUAG